GGGGUCUCCAUGCACAUCCCCGGAAGAGAAGGAGACCUGCAAAGGAGAAGGAAAAAAGGUCAGAAACUGGUUUCCUGGAGGGCUGUUCGGAGGAAAGGAAAAGUGAGGUCUGCAGAGAGCUGUUCCCUGAUUUGAAGUGCCUCGUGGCAACAGCUGAGAGAGUCCCAGAAGUGGCCCAGUUCACGCCUCCUCUUCCUCUGUCCUUUCCACCAUCAACGCAAUGGCCUCCGAGACACCCUCUGAACAGUCUCUUCUUGAAGAUGGAGUGGAAAGAGGAGCCAGGCAGCUUCCUCAGGCCCUCUUGACCUUUGAGGAGGUGGCUGUGUUUUUCACGGAGGAGGAGUGGGCUCUGCUGGAUCCAAGCCAAAGAGCUCUGCACAAGGAAGUCAUGGAGGAGAAUUAUGAGAUGGUGGCCUCUCUAGCAGAGACUCUGAUUCUCAAGUCUGAGUUCAUCUCCUCGCUUGGAACAGAAAAAUACAGGGAUGUUAUCCUAAACAAAUUGAGAGGUACAUACUUCCAUUUUGAGACUGUACCUUUUAUGACUCCUUUCAGUGUGUAGGAAUAUAAAAAGCACCCUUUUGGAUCAGAAUGAGGGCCCAUCUUUUCCAGCAUCCUGGUGCAGGUUUAGGUGAUGUGUACAGCUGGUUAGAAUGUAUCAGCAAGAUAUUACAGAGCAGGGAGGAAGGAGAAAAAUGAAUACAGAGGCAUGACAUUUUCACUGGGGGGGGGGAUGAGAUGGAGAAAGUGUGUCUCUCCAGAUGUUGCUGCACUACAACUCCCAUCAUCCCUGGUCAUUGGAUAUCUUUGCUUGGGUUGAUGGUACUUAGAGUCCAACCACAUCUGGAGGGCCAUAGAUGCCUCACCUCAGCAUAGAAGGUUUCUCUUGGUGCUCAGUGUUACAUGGGAGUUGAAGGUAGAACUGGAUACUAAGGGUUCUUGAGCCUAUUUUCAGAUUUCCUUUCCUUUCCUAAAAAUGUAGUAAAUAGCAGAGGGAGGACUGGAGGUGCUGAUUGGU
Messenger RNA from Zootoca vivipara (common lizard), 1015 nucleotides. RefSeq lists its product as uncharacterized. Gene Ontology annotation, biological process: regulation of transcription by RNA polymerase II. Gene Ontology annotation, molecular function: DNA-binding transcription activator activity, RNA polymerase II-specific; RNA polymerase II cis-regulatory region sequence-specific DNA binding. NCBI's taxonomy places the organism in Eukaryota, Metazoa, Chordata, Lepidosauria, Squamata, Lacertidae. The record is from RefSeq and is a predicted model, not a curated record. Gene Ontology annotation, cellular component: PcG protein complex; nucleus; transcription regulator complex.